This is a messenger RNA of Podarcis muralis (Common wall lizard), 1414 nucleotides long. NCBI's taxonomy places the organism in Eukaryota, Metazoa, Chordata, Lepidosauria, Squamata, Lacertidae. The record is from RefSeq and is a predicted model, not a curated record.
GACAAAACACUCAUUUCUCCCAGUCUUAAAUUUAGUUAUCCAGAUUUUCACGUCUUAUUAAAAAACAAACACAGACUGAAGGUCAAAUCUCCAGUUGCCCCAUCUAUCAUCGGAAGGGGAGCUGAGGGGAGAUGGUUUCCACACCUUGCCUUGGAGUGUCUAUAAGGAAGGGAAUUGUUCUGUCCUUCCAGGGAUCAGUGAGCUUUGACAGGUGUCCUUGCAUUUCGCUGACGACAACUGGGCCCUACGGAGAGCUCUGUACAAGGACGUCAUGGUGGAGGUUCGUGAGAUGGUGGCCUCUCAGGGAGAUGUUUGGGGGGUCCUGGAUGAGGAGGAGCCAUCAGAAGUCUGGCCAGAAAGAGGUGAGGAGCAAGAGAAGGAAAGGAAGUUGGGGGUUCAAGAUGGAGCCAACAAACAAGAGGGGAGAGAAACAGUGAAGCCAAGGGAUGAACACAGUGUUUCCCAAGAAGAUGAAAAUCAGAUUAACAGGGUGGAGAAAAAACAUGAAUGUACUGUGUGCGGAAAGAGAUUCUGUAGUCGCUCAGCCCUUGCUAGACAUCAAAGCGUACACUCAGGUGAAAAACCUUAUGAAUGCAUGGAGUGUGGAAAGAGAUUCAGUUACAGUGGCUACCUUACUUUGCAUCAAAGAACUCAUACAGGGGAGAAACCUUAUAAAUGCUGGGAAUGUGGAAAGAGUUUCUUUGACAGUAGUACCCUUACUAAACAUCAAAGAACUCACACAGGGGAGAAACCUUAUGAAUGCAUGGAGUGUGGAAAGAGCUUCAGUCGGAGUUCCUCCCUUAAUGUGCAUCAGAUAACUCAUACAGGGGAUAAACCUUAUGAAUGCAUGGAGUGUGGAAAGAGCUUCAGAAACAGUGGCUACCUUAAUGUGCAUCAAAGAACUCAUACAGGGGAGAAACCUUAUGAAUGCAUGGAGUGUGGAAAGACUUUCAGUCAGAAUUUCUCCCUUACUUUGCAUCAAAGAACUCAUACAGGGGAGAAACCUUAUGAAUGCAUGGAGUGUGGAAAGAGCUUCAGAAGCAGUAGCUACCUUAAUGUGCAUCGAAGAACUCAUACAGGGGAGAAACCUUAUAAAGGCAUGGAGUGUGGAAAGAGCUUCAGUUGCAGCAACAUGCUUAUUAGACAUCAAAUAACUCAUACAGGGGAGAAACCUUAUGAAUGCAUGGAGUGUGGAAAGAGAUUCAGAAACAGUGGCCACCUUAAUGUGCAUCAGAUAACUCAUACAGGGGAGAAGCCUUAUGAAUGCAUGGAGUGUGGAAAGAGCUUCAGAAGCAGAAGCCACCUUAAUGUGCAUCAAAGAACUCAUACCGGGGAGAAACCUUAUAAAUGCUGGGAAUGUGGAAAGAGUUUCUUUGACAGUAGUACCCUUACUAAACAUCAAAGAACUCACACA